Messenger RNA from Didymodactylos carnosus, 415 nucleotides. The record is from the annotation of a GenBank genome assembly. Lineage: Eukaryota; Metazoa; Rotifera; Eurotatoria; Philodinida; Philodinidae.
AUGUUAACCCAACUGAAUAGUAUAAAUAAAGUGAAAAAACGAUUAGAAACUGAUGGUCUCACACAUCAUUCAAAGUGGAAGGACUGCAAUGCUCAGUAUCAAUCAUUCCCGCAACUCGAUGAGCAGGAUCUUUGUGAUAUAACGUUCGGUGAGCUUUUGAGAUAACUAUUCAUUUGUUAGAGUUAAAAAAUUGUCUCUUUCCAGGUGUGUUUCAAGUAAAAUUAGCACCAUCAUAUGUACGAGAACAUUUAAUACCAUCAAAAACGUUUUCUCAAGAUUAUGAAUUCAUCAUACAACGAGCUGAAAAUGUUAAAGACUUGGUCAAAGUUAAAUAUCAAUCUCGGCAUGGGAAUAGUGAAACAUAUAAUACGUACAUUGAAUACAGUAACCAUGCGCCAAAUCCGAUUUCUGGGUG